UUGUUCUCAGUUUGCUUGAAUUGAAAAUAUUGUUAAUAAAAUUGGUGGCAUACCGCAUGUCCUUUUAGUUUACUGUCUACCCAUAUCACUUUUUUAAAAUGGAUUUAGAAGAUGAACUGUUUGUGGAUGAUGACCAAGAAAUGCUGGAUAUUAUCAAUUUCGGUUUUCCCCGACGAAACUAUGAAAGAAGUGAAUAUUUCGACAGCAUGGACAAUUUUUUAUUUUUUCGUCGAUUUCGCUUAACUAAACAGACUGUUUUAAACUUUUUAAAAGAAAUUGAAGAUCACAUUGAGUACAACAAUGACCUCAACAAUAGUUUAACACCAAUAAAUCAGUUGCUAACAACAUUACGAUUGUAUUCUUGUGGCAACCAUCAAACGGCAAUAUCAGAUUUUAUUGGAUGUCAUCAAACAACAGUUUCAAGGACUUUCAGGAGGGUUACAAGAGCAAUUUGCCUCACAAGGCCACAUCACAUGAGAAUGCCACAAAAUGAGCAUGAAAAGUUAAGAAUUUCAACAGACUUUUACAAUAUUUCCAGGUUUCCUAAGGGGAUUGGUUGUGUCGAUGGUACUUACAUUAGAAUUCAGUCGCCUGGAGGAGAUGAUGCCGAGGUAUUUAGGAAUAGAAAGGGAUAUUUUUCUAUUAACACCCAGGUUGUUGGGGAUUCACAGCUAAAAAUUCAAGAUAUUGUGGCAAGAUGGCCUGGUUCUGCACAUGAUUUAACUGUUUUUAAUAAUAGCAGGAUACGUGCAAGAUUUGAGGGACAAGAAUUCCAAGAUUCUGUUUUACUAGGUGAUAAUGGAUAUGCUAACCGCAAUUACCUGUUAGUACCCUUGUUAAAUCCCUCAAACCAUGCAGAGGAGUUAUACAAUGAGGCUCAUAUUAGGACACGCAAUACUAUAGAAAGAUUGUUUGGUGUUUGGAAAAGGAGGUUUCCUAUUUUGGCUUAUGGAUUGCGAUACAAGCCAGAAUUAGCCAGUGACAUAAUAGUGGCCACUGGAAUAUUGCAUAAUGUUGCAAAAGAAAACAAUGAAGAUGAACCACCUUUAGCAGAAAAUAUAAAUGCAGAUGAGCUUAAUUAUUUAAUUGAGCUUGGAAAUAUUCCUGAUGUCAUUGAAAGAAGAAACCCAGAAAGCCGCCGAUGGAAACCAGUAUUGAACUCCGAGAUAAUCCUGUAG
Anthonomus grandis grandis is the source of this 1178-nucleotide messenger RNA. Its product is annotated as putative nuclease HARBI1. The transcript has 6 exons. The record is from RefSeq and is a predicted model, not a curated record. The coding region runs from base 99 to 1178 and encodes 359 amino acids. NCBI's taxonomy places the organism in Eukaryota, Metazoa, Arthropoda, Insecta, Coleoptera, Curculionidae.